CGCUUGACCCUUGGCUAAAACGCGGCCACCAAGGACCUGAACACUCUGCGCGACGCGCGGGCGAACCUAUCUAUCGGUCGUGACCGCCGCACAGCGUUUUCGGCCGCUGAGAAGCGACAAACUUUUUGCGGUGCUCUCAACAGACCCGAGCUGCUCUCCGGCCCCGGGGGCAGUAGGAAGUGCCCGAGGUCUUCGCGCACCCCCGCAAAAGACUGCGCUGCGCGUGCACGCCAUCGGCGCGGCAUCGCUAGCUCAUCAAAAAUGCCCCUCAGCGACGCCGAUUCCGCGCGCGCGCUCGACGCGUGGCUCAAAGAGCACGUCGGGAGCACAGAGCGCCGGGCCGCGGUGCGCGCGGUGGCCGACCGCCUCGAGGAUUUGACGGGCGUCGAGUACGACGACCUCGACGAGGCGCUCGAACUGUCGACGUGGCCCGCACUGGUGCAAAAGCGUUUCGUCGGGGCCUGGCGCCGCUUGAAGGCGGACGCGGCCCCCGCAAGCGUGACGCCGGACGCGUCCCGCGCGGCGCCGACCCGCGUCGCGCCGCCGCCGCCGCUGCCGCCCUCGCCGUUGUCGAACGCGCCGACGACGGCUUCCGCGUCCGACGACGACGCGACUCGCGACGAGACGCCCGCGCGGCGCCCCGCCAAGAAGGCCAAGGUCAAGGCCAAGGCGCCGGCCGAGCCCGCCGACGCGACGGCCGGCGACGCGGAAUUGGCCCGGCGCCUCGCCAUGGGCCUGCCGCCGCGCCGCGCAAGCCGCGGCCGCGCGCCCCCGGCGCCGGCGCCGGCGCCGGCGCCGACGCGACCGCCGCUGGCGGCCGGCGACGACACUGACGAUGAUUUUGAUGAGCUUUAUUCCGAGGUGGCGGCGGCGGCGGCGCCCGACGCGCCGUGGGCCGUCGGCGACAAGGUCGAGGCAAAGUUCUUCGUCCGUGCGGAUGGGCACCGCAACCAGUACAGCCGCGACUUCUACCCCGCGACGAUCACCGCUAUCCAUGGCGAUACGGUCGACGUCGAGUAUGAUACCUCUGACGAGGAAACGGAGGAGCAAUUGCCGCUGCGCCACGUGCGCAAGCGGCGGCGCGCGCCCGCGGCGCCUCCGCCAGCGGCCCCGCCGAAGAAGAAAGCGAAAAAGGCGCCGGCGAAGACGGCAUGCGCCCCGGGCGACGAGCGCUCGCGCCUUAUGGCGCAGUGCUUGAAGCGCGGCAUCCUGUGCCAGGGCAGCGCGACGACCAUGGAGUACAUGCAGACGAAGCUCGCGGCGUAUGACGGUCCGGACCCAGCCGAUGAUUUGCGAGUAGGCGGCGCGUGUUACUGUCGCUGGAGCGACCGCUGGUACGGCGCCAAGAUAUUGUCUGUCGAUGGCGACUCGUACCGCGUCCAUUUCCUGGGCUGGGGCAAGCGCUACGACAGCGACUGCGCGGCCGAGGACGUGCGGCCGGCGCGCUAGUUGUGUGGAUCUAGUAGUAAGU
This is a messenger RNA of Pelagomonas calceolata, 1471 nucleotides long. NCBI's taxonomy places the organism in Eukaryota, Pelagophyceae, Pelagomonadales, Pelagomonadaceae. The record is from the annotation of a GenBank genome assembly.